Zootermopsis nevadensis is the source of this 5307-nucleotide messenger RNA. The record is from RefSeq and is a predicted model, not a curated record. NCBI's taxonomy places the organism in Eukaryota, Metazoa, Arthropoda, Insecta, Blattodea, Termopsidae.
AUGGUUGUUGUCGUUCUUGUACUGAUUGCUGUCCUGUUUAUUACAUGCGUGCAUGGAAUAGUCUCGUCCCCAAAUGCACUUCUGCUGCCGGCUACUUCUGCCUCACCACAGGACGAUGAUGAUUCACUGGACACAGAUGGAUUUCAAGAGCAGUUUCUACUGGAAACUCCACCACCAGCAACUGAAGAGACCCUCAGGGGUAGAAGGGAAGAGAGAAUUGGAACGAAGAUGACUAUAUAUGCCCAUCAGAGAACAUCGUCUGAUGUGACGGUGGUGGAGUUGGAAGAGAGGAAGGAGCUGGCUUCUGCUGAGAAAAGUGACUUGGGCGAAGAUGAAGACUUAACAGAGACAGUGUCCAGCCGCAGUGAAGUCACCACAGAUAUUGAGGAAGCAAGUGAUGCAAGUAUCGAUCUGAGUGACACAGAAUUCCGAAUACGCCCAGACCGAUUGACAAUUCACAGUGCAGUCAGAUCUCCCGAAGAGGAGAAGGGCGAAAAGGAUUCUAAACGAGCAGAGAAUAUAAAAUUUCAAGAUGAAUGUAUGGAUAAAGGAAUACCCGCUCGUCCUGUAGAGAGAUUAUCAGGAGGAGUAGGUGAAAACAAGGAAUUGCCUAGAAAAGAGAGACGAGACAAAGUUGAGACAAACGAAGCAGGUGUGGAGUCUCGGGAAUGUCAGGGCAAGAAGCAAGGAUUUGGUAAAAGGGAUGAAUCAGGCGGCAGAUUGCACGGCAGUGGGGAUGCCAACAGGCACAUAGAUUGUGGCACAAGUCCUAUAGAUGGAAAAGCUGUUUCCAGUCCUAACCCGGGUUCUUCUCCUCCGGAACCGUCACCUCUACCCGCUGGCGGAGGGCGGGCAAAUCUUCCGCCGCCAACAUUGGAGCUUGUGAUCGGGCGUAAGGAGGUGCGCACAAAGGAGGCUAGCGCCACAGCUGAGAGUCGCCUGACGCUGUACGGGGCAAGGGACGUAGAAAUAUCAAUCCGUUCACAGUCCCACAUCAGUGUCACCACAACUCGCCGGGAGGCGAAUGGGCGGGAGACCUCAGAGCGCGUGGACGUAGGGAUGACCGCAACCGCAGGAACUGGAGGCUCUACCAAAGUCCCUCGUGCAGCAGACCUGAGCCCGGAGGUAACGGAAGAUUCGGUAGGGGAACGCCGGUAUAUUAUUCCUCCCCCGCCGUCAGAAGGAGACGAACCGCAGCAGACCGAUUUGACAAAGGAACGCAAGCGAGAGGAGACUGUGAUAUUCAGCGGAAAGAAAAGUGUGUACCGCUACGAGUCGCUCGAGGCGGCCGGCACGCCGGCAUUUGAAAGCCCUACGACGGAGGAAAGCGCGUCACACCACAUUACUGAUACCGGCAUUAGCCUUACUCGCGAAACAACUGACACAAUCACGAGCCCCGCUCGGAGACCUCCAGGCGAGAUAUGCAUUGACGAUCGCGGCGUUCUGUCCGACACGGCUGUUGACGUGGGUGCAGAAGAGGCGGAACUUACUGAUGCUGGUCUGAGCCCCAUUCAAGCAGAUGACGUGGGGAUCGGACUACCUAGCACCGAGAUAAUGCUUCUGGAGGAGGAAAUUGUAGUGGCUCACUACUGUGAUGCAGCGAGUAGUCCCGUUGAAUUUCAGCAGGUCGAGACCACAUCUGUGGCUCUCUCUCCGUUACAAAUUGAUACGUCAGAAGCCGGAAUCUCAACAGACAAGGUAGAUACUCGCGAUGCGAGUGUCAGUCCUUUACACCCCGAAGGCGAGAGUCCAUCCACACAAGAACGGGCAGACGAUGAAGUUAUGCGAGUAAGACGGGAUUCCGGUGACGUAAGGGCACUUAUAAGACUUCUUGAGGAAGGGACGCAGCAAAGGACACAGCACAUCUCUGCGAAGGAAGCAAAGAAGUCUAAGGAUGAUCCUUUUUACGACACUGAUGAAAUCGUAGAGAGAAUACCACCAGCACAACCUAAACAUAAAAUAACGAGUGAAGAACCUCUGUUGAUUAAAGAAGAGGAUCGAGUAAGCGACAGAAUUUCUGUAGAAGUUGAAGAAAAAGACACAUACCCUCACAUCUCUCAGGUUAUAGAAACCAUUGAGAAACGUAUAGCGACAGAGGGACAAAUGAAACCAGUAACAGCCAAGUUUGCUACUGGCGUCGAAGUAGAGGAAUCAGUAAAACCAUCCCUGGUGGAGGAACGCCUCACACAGUUAGUAAAGGCUGAAGAACAAGUGCUGAAGAAGAUCGAAGAAGUCAUAACGUUUGUCGAAGAAUCGUCGAACAGGCAAGAAUUCUUUGCGCACUUGGAACAAUCGAAAGAAAUUGACUCAAAGAAAAUUCACACCGAAGAGCCUUACGUAUUGCCAGAUACAAAGGAUGCUAGAGAAGGACAUGACAUUCAUUUUGCAGAUGACCAAGAACAAGAAGACGGAAGGAAAACAAUAACGUUAGAACGGCACAUUCAACAUGAAAGCGAGAAGAGAUUGAAACGAAGUAGAAAAGAAUUAGAAGCGGUAGACACUGAAUUAAGUCUUAAGGAAACUGCAGGAUUGAAACAGCCUUUACCAUCAGAUGAUACUAAAAGAAGCCUCAUAUCUCACAAAAUGAAGCUGGAGAGUGAACCAACUUCAGAAUCAAGGAUUUUCCAAAUGGUACUAGAAGAGAAGACCGAGACUGAAGUAAGGUCAGAGAAAUCUAUACGUGAAACGUUUGAGGUCGUCGAAGAUAAAAUAAGAUAUCAACCAGAAAGGGGUGACGAACAGGACGAACAUAUAGAAUUAAGAGAAGUAUUACUACCUCCAAUAGUCGAUAUAUUAAAACAACCGACCAAAGAAAUUCGACUUGACGAAAUACCAGCUGAAGAAGAUCAACUGACUGCUGCAAAAGAAACUCCUCUGGCUGAAAUAUUGAUUCAUGAAGAGGCGGUGUUUCCUUCUAGUUCAAAGGACCUUGAAUCUGAAGUAGACGUCCUUCUUGACAAAAGAUCAGCAGUCAUGGAACCACGUGCUGCAACCGACGGGGAGGACUUAGUUAUGAAGCAAGAGGUCAUUGUAGAAGAAGAUGAGUUAGUCGGUAGAUUGAUUUCGGGAAAGCAUUCAGACGAGAAGGAAGAAAUGAAGCUUCUGGAAGAGGACAUAGUGGUGGAGAAAACAGAUACUGUGGAGCAAACGCUAAUUGAAAUGACAAUUAUAAAAACCGAGGCAUACAAAUUGCACCCUACGUUACUCCACCAGAAAGAGUAUCGGCCGGAGGAACCAGAGGAGUCAGUGACCGAAUUGAAAGUGGCGACGGUUGACACAAUUUCGAAGGAUCAAGAAAUUAAAACUGUUGAAGCAAAGGAACAACAAGAGCCUAUUGAAAAAUCUCUCGUAACAAAAGACAGUGACUAUGAGUUGAAUGUUGAAGUGUUAAAAAAGGAAACAGAAGACCGGCCUACACCAAGAGAAACGAUGGCUGUUAGACAGGUACUUAUUGAUGAACUAAGUAAGGUGGAUUCCCUUGAGGAAGAGGAUUCUGCGAAACAUCGCACCGUAGAGGAGGAAACAUUGACAAGUAGGGACAUUUUACCCAAACCCGAAGACGAACAGAAAGUAGAUGAGGUCCCAUUAACAGAGGCGGCGCCUACGAUAUCUGUGCCUCUCAAACAUACUCCCGAGGAUGUGACGUCAGUGGAGGAGGAAGGCUUUGCGGAGAGGACCGAUAUCGCAUUUCCUGUAACGGUGCAACUAACAGAAGCGAGUGUGACAGGGGAAUCAGUCGUUGAAGUAGAAAGGCUAACUGCGGACAAAGAAGAAAUUUAUGAUAUUUUAGCUAAACGCGAGGUCUCGGAGGAAAGAGAAUUGUUUGGAAGGGAGGUUGGUAUUAAAUCCGGAAUUGUAGUUGAAACGGUCGAAAGCUCUGUCGAUGUUAUAGAAGCUACAACUGAUGGGUCCACAGUGCUGACUACAAAGGUGAUUUUAGAAGGAAGAAUGGUGGAGGAGGGUGAUGAUGUGACGAAGACAGCGUCCAAAGAUCUCGAAACAGAAGAGGAUGGUACUGCUGAAAAGGAAACUAAGGAUACGGCAAUUGCAGACGAAAUUAGUGAACCUCUUCCAGACGUCGGUUUACUUAUUAAAGAGGAUGUGGUAAUUGACGAAUUGGAUACGGGAGUAGAAAGUGUGGUAGAACGGGGACAAGUUAGAGGUGAUGAUGUAUCUGAUGUUACCAUACCUGAAGUAAAAGUAGUUGACUCAAUAUCAGACGCCGUAACGUCUGAUAGCGCCGAGACGUAUCCCGAAGUUGUCGAACCUCGAGAGACUAAACCUGCGGACACUGAAACUGUGCAUACAGAGGCCGCUGCCGCAUCUCCAGAAUCAGUUACCGAAGCCAUUUUAGUGACAGUUCACCUGGAUUGGAAGCUACCCGACCAAUCACAGGAAAUUUUUCCGGCUAAAGAUACUGAAGGGGAACUUGAUUUGGAAAUACCUGAGCACGUAUCUCCACCAAGUUCACCUGGAUUGGAAGCUACCCGACCAAUCACAGACGAGGAGCCGCGUCCUGUGUCGGUGACUGAGGACAUUCCUCCUGAGCCUGCGCCGUCAAUAGAUCCGGAAGUUACUGCAGACAAGAGCGGCAUCGCGAAGACCGUGUUAUUGGAGUCAGUGGAAUCCACUGUGACCAAAGUAUCAGUCGUGACUUCGAAGACCGUGUUAUUGGAGUCUGUGGAAUCCACUGUGACCAAAGUAUCAGACGUGGUAACAAAGGAAUCUGUUGUUGACGAUGUAACUGAAGGGGAUAGACUUGACAGAAGCGAAGUUGUUGAAGAGGCAUUAGUUGUUGCGAGUGAAUUGGAAAUUAAAAAGGGACCGAAAGGGACACCUGAGUAUUCCCCUGUGGGUGGUAUAGAACCUGUCUUUGAUGUCUCAACUGAAAGGCUUCCGGAAGGUAUCACGGGAGGUGAAACGAUCGAUGGCAUUGUUGAGAUAUGCCCCGUGUCUAAAGAACUCGAAAGCAAAGCAGAAACAAUUAUUGAAGUCAGUAAAACAGACGAGGCAGCAACGGCUGUGAUAUCUCUUGAUUCAGAAAGAGAUGACUUUGUUUCUAGAGAAAAGGUGGAUUUCCUUGAGAAAGAGGAUUCUGCGAAACAUCGCACCCUAGAGGAGGAAACAUUGACAAUUAGGGACAUUUUACCGAAACCCGAAGACGAACAGAAAGUGGAUGAGGUCCCAUUAAUAGAGGCGGCGCCUACGAUAUCUGUGCCUCUCAAACAUACUCCAGAGGAUGUGACGUCAGUGGAGCAGGAAGGCUUUGCGGAGAGCACCGAUAUCUCAUUUCCUGUAACCGUGCAA